CAGCAGCAUCAGGACCCGAAGCCGCGGGCUCGGGCGCGCUCUCGAAGGCGCGGAGCACGACCGCGCCGCGCGCUCCCGCGCCGCCUCGGCAUCAUCAGCCCCGGCAGCAGCCCCCGCAGUCGCUGGAGCGGCCGCGCCCGCCGCAGGGAGGGAGGAGCAUCUGGGGAGGCUCCAAGUUGGCGGAGCGACUGGGACCCCCGGACUCUUCUGCGUGCGCCCUGGGAGGGCCCGAGACGCGAGCGGGGGAGGGGGCGCCUCCCGGUCCCCAGCCCCAAGCCCUGACCCCCUACCCGCGGAGGCACCAUGCGCGCUGAGCCGGCGUGACCGGCUCCGCCCGCAGCCUCCCCGCAGCCUCGCUUGGCGCUCUCGCCGGCCACACCGAGCGGCGCCCGGGAGCUAUGAGCCAUGAAGCCGCCCGGCAGCAGCUCCCGGCGGCCGCCCGUGGCGGGCUGCAGCCUUCCGCGAGCUUCCAGCGGCCCCCGCGGCGGCCCCGCCGGCCCGGCGCCCGCCCGCGCCCUGGCCCGCGUGCCGCCCCGCCGCCUGCUUCUCGUCCUUCUCCUGCUGCCUUCACUCGCCGCCUCGUCCCGGCCCCGCGCCUGGGGGGCUGCUGCACCCAGCGCUCCGCAUUGGAAUGAAACUGCAGAAAAAAAAUUGGGAGUCCUGGCAGAUGAAGACAACACAUUGCAACAGAAUAGCAGCAGUAAUAUCAGUUACAGCAAUGCAAUGCAGAAAGAAAUCACACUGCCUUCAAGACUCAUAUAUUACAUCAACCAGGACUUGGAAAGCCCUUACCAUGUUCUUGACACAAAGGCAAGACACCAGCAAAAACAUAACAAGGCUGUCCAUCUGGCCCAGGCAAGCUUCCAGAUUGAAGCCUUUGGCUCCAAAUUUAUUCUUGACCUCACACUGAACAAUGGUUUGCUGUCUUCUGAUUAUGUGGAGAUUCACUACAAAAACGGGAAACCACUGUACUCUAAGGGUGGAGAGCACUGUUACUAUCACGGAAGCAUCCGCGGUGUCAAGGACUCCAGGGCAGCUCUGUCGACCUGCAAUGGACUUCAUGGUAUGUUUGAAGAUGAUACGUUUGUGUAUAUGAUAGAACCACUAGAGCUGAUUCAUGAUGAGAAAAGCACAGGUCGACCACAUAUAAUCCACAAAACGUUGGCAGGACAAUAUUCUAAGCAGAUGAAGAAUCUCAGUAUGGAAAGCAGCGAGCAGUGGCCCUUUCUGUCUGAAUUACGGUGGUUGAGAAGGCGAAGGAAGAGAGCAGUGAAUCCAUCUCGUGGUGUGUUUGAAGAAAUGAAAUACUUGGAACUUAUGAUUGUUAAUGAUCACAAAACGUACAAGAAGUAUCGCUCUUCUCAUGCACACACCAACAACUUCGCAAAGUCUGUGGUCAACCUUGUGGAUUCUAUUUACAAGGAGCAGCUCAAUACCAGGGUUGUUCUGGUAGCUGUAGAGACCUGGACUGAGAAGGAUCAUAUUGACAUCACCACCAACCCUGUGCAGAUGCUCCAUGAAUUCUCCAAAUACCGGCAGCGCAUCAAGCAGCAUGCUGAUGCUGUGCACCUCAUCUCGCGUGUGACAUUCCACUACAAGCGAAGCAGUCUGAGCUACUUUGGAGGUGUCUGUUCUCGCACAAGGGGAGUUGGUGUAAAUGAGUAUGGUCUUCCAAUGGCAGUGGCACAAGUAUUAUCGCAGAGCCUGGCUCAAAACCUUGGAAUCCAAUGGGAACCUUCUAGCAGAAAGCCAAAAUGUGACUGCACAGAAUACUGGGGUGGCUGCAUCAUGGAGGAAACAGGGGUAUCCCAUUCCCGAAAGUUCUCAAAGUGCAGCAUUUUGGAGUAUAGAGACUUUUUACAGAGAGGGGGUGGAGCCUGUCUUUUCAACAGGCCGACAAAGCUGUUUGAGCCCACGGAAUGUGGGAAUGGAUAUGUUGAAGCUGGGGAGGAAUGUGACUGUGGCUUCCAUGUGGAAUGCUAUGGAUUGUGCUGUAAGAAAUGCUCCCUCUCCAAUGGGGCCCAUUGCAGCGACGGGCCCUGCUGUAACAAUACCUCAUGUCUCUUUCAGCCACGAGGGUAUGAUUGUCGGGAUGCCGUGAAUGGGUGCGAUAUUACGGAAUACUGUACUGGGGACUCUGGCCAGUGCCCACCAAAUCUUCAUAAGCAAGAUGGAUAUGCAUGCAAUCAAAAUCAGGGCCGCUGCUACAAUGGGGAGUGCAAGACCCGCGAUAACCAGUGUCAGUACAUCUGGGGAGCAAAGGCUUCCGGGUCUGACAAGUUCUGUUAUGAAAAGCUGAAUACAGAAGGCACGGAGAAGGGAAACUGUGGGAAGGAUGGAGACCGAUGGAUUCAGUGCAGCAAACAUGAUGUGUUCUGUGGAUUUUUACUCUGUACCAAUCUUACUCGGGCUCCACGUAUUGGUCAACUUCAGGGUGAGAUCAUCCCAACUUCCUUCUACCAUCAAGGCCGAGUGAUUGACUGCAGUGGUGCUCAUGUGGUUUUAGAUGAUGAUACAGAUGUGGGCUAUGUGGAAGAUGGGACGCCAUGUGGCCCAUCGAUGAUGUGUUUAGAUCGCAAGUGCCUACAGAUUCAGGCUCUCAAUAUGAGCAGCUGCCCGCUCGAUUCCAAGGGUAAAGUCUGUUCAGGCCAUGGGGUGUGUAGUAAUGAAGCCACCUGCAUUUGUGAUUCUACCUGGGCUGGGACCGACUGCAGUAUCCGGGAUCCAGUUAAGAACCGUCAGCCUCCCAAGGAUGAAGGACCCAAGGGUCCUAGUGCCACCAAUCUCAUAAUAGGCUCCAUCGCUGGUGCCAUCCUGGUAGCAGCUAUUGUCCUUGGGGGCACAGGAUGGGGAUUUAAAAAUGUCAAGAAGAGGAGGUUCGAUCCUAGCCAACAAGGCCCCAUCUGAACCUGCUGCACUGGAGAAACGGUGCCUCGUGCUGUUGGAUCUGGGUAUGACAUACUUGUAGCAACAUUGCCAGAACUAUUAAGUCUGUAAACAAGAACCCUGAGUGGUGAUGACUACAGAACUAAAGUUGGGGUGACAGGGAUGAGUUAAAAAAAACAAACUGUCCUGUUUGGAAAUAAUUUCAAAGAACUCCGCCCACCACCCGUCAAUAAAAGGGGCAAAAGACAAUGUUAUAAAAAAGAACUAUUUCAGAAUCAGAAUAUUUUUUUUCUAACUAAAGGAAGAAGGAACAACAACAACAAACAUUAAGUGCAAUAAAAGAACCAUUAAAAAUAGCAAAUGAUUUUUUUUUCCCUUCCUCAGCCUGCUGGCACUUAAUAUCUUCUAAAUGAUUUGGCAUGAUUUUUUUUUCUCCUUUUCCUACCAAUGACACACUCCAGUGGCAUGAAGAUCUAAUUUUCGAAGGGGUACAAUCUGCAUGGCAUAUAUACAACAAGCAGCUAGCAAGCCAAUCCGCAGCAAAAACUACAAUUGAAUUCCUAAGAUGCCGGUGACAGAUGAACGCAAGGAAGCUGCCUGGCCCCCAUCCCCUAGGGCAGACCAGGCCACGAGGACCUGUAGACGCCCCUGCUCCUGUUGAUUCACUUCCCCCAUGGUCUUUUCUCCCGGGCCAAGCAGCCUCUGGAAAUGGGAGCUGGAAUUGGAGCAAGGAUGCUAUUGUAGAGUCCUUUUAUAAAUGUAAAUAUGGAAAUAAGAGAUUUUGACACAUCGUUUUCACUUGUCUGUAUUGAGAUAUUUUUCUUGUAAAGGUUCUCUGUAAACUUGAGUUGAUUGUUUGCUCCCCAUCCAUUUGGUUUCUUGUCUCUAUUUCUUUUUCUGUCUCUGUUCUCUCUUGUAACAUGUGGGACAGUGAUUGUUGGGCUUGCUUACAAAAGACAUGUAGCCAUAGAUGCAGGGAGUUGGUGCACAAAACAGGUUCAAUUUAAAAAUGAAAUGCACGAAACCAAAAAUACACAAGGUGGGGAUGGGGGACACCAAACAACAAAAUAGCCCAUAUUGAAGACACAGAAGUGAUGUAAGUGCAAAUAUAUGUACUGCUAAGUCUCUAAAUUUUUUUGAUGUCCUUAUAGACAUAUGUAUAUAAUGUAAGAAAGCAGACACCCUCUCCGAUUAAUCACAAAAGUGCCAAGCUCAUGAUUUUCAUUUUGGGUUUUGACAGUUUUCUUUCCCUGUCUUUAAUGUGAAAGGAGGAUAAACUUAAAGCCUUAAAUUAAAACAAAAAAAUUUUUUUUUAAUGUUGAAGGCUUAGAAAAAAAGUUAAGCUUUCCAUUUUAUUCAUAUCUAUUAUUGUCAAUAUGUCGUUCAUGCUUCAUCUUCCUGGUAGAACCCCACUGUAAAACCAGUCAUGGAGACAGAAACAGCAGUUACCUUCUUGGGAGCACUCUUGAGAUAGUCUUUUAUUCUGUGUGUUGUGUUUUCAGCAAACCUUGUUUGGUCCUCAGUAUGUUGCUGGUCUGUGGGAUGUUGCACUGGAAUGCACCGGGAUUCUGCUAGACAGAAAUUCCCCUUCUUUGCCCUCCAGGCAGAUUUGCAGUGUAAUCUGGGUUCGCAAGUCCCUCUGAGUUUAUUUCACUUUCACUGAGGUUUCUUCUUCCAUAAACGUGGUCAUGAUGGAUUCCUUUCAAGUGUGAAUUAUAUAUGCUAAUAAAGAAAUUUGGUCCUCGCAUUGUUUGGAAUGUACAGACUUGUA
Messenger RNA from Hipposideros armiger (great roundleaf bat), 4657 nucleotides. RefSeq names its product ADAM metallopeptidase domain 23 (gene ADAM23). The transcript is spliced from 26 exons. Gene Ontology annotation, cellular component: presynaptic membrane. Gene Ontology annotation, biological process: proteolysis. Bases 406 to 2907 code for a protein of 833 amino acids. NCBI's taxonomy places the organism in Eukaryota, Metazoa, Chordata, Mammalia, Chiroptera, Hipposideridae. The record is from RefSeq and is a predicted model, not a curated record. Gene Ontology annotation, molecular function: metalloendopeptidase activity.